AUGCUGUCAAUCAAAUUGUUCCACAUGCUUUUGUACAUUGUUGGCUUGAUUGCACUGUGCAAAAAUCAUUCUGUCGAUGCAUCAAUCAUGUUCAAACGCUUCGCCGACGAUUCAUUUGGAAGUCAAGUAGUGCUUCUCGAGCCAAUCACUGUUUUAGAAAACCCUUUUGCUCGUCGUUCAAGCCAUGACAAAAAAGAUCAAAGCGGUAAUAGUGGCUCUGGUAACAGUGGAAGCGGCAGUGGUAGCGAUCGUGGUCCAAAGUUACCAGCCCAGCCACCUCGUAAAAAUUGGAAACCGUACGUCCACAAGACGUAG
Messenger RNA from Meira miltonrushii, 315 nucleotides. RefSeq lists its product as uncharacterized. The transcript has a single exon. The coding region runs from base 1 to 315 and encodes 104 amino acids. The record is from RefSeq and is a predicted model, not a curated record. NCBI's taxonomy places the organism in Eukaryota, Fungi, Basidiomycota, Exobasidiomycetes, Exobasidiales, Brachybasidiaceae.